Molecule: messenger RNA, 4520 nt
Organism: Belonocnema kinseyi
Lineage: Eukaryota; Metazoa; Arthropoda; Insecta; Hymenoptera; Cynipidae
Product: tyrosine-protein kinase-like otk
Exons: 10
Coding region: 209-3568 (1119 amino acids)
Biological process (GO): axon guidance; dendrite self-avoidance; homophilic cell-cell adhesion
Cellular component (GO): plasma membrane; axon
Molecular function (GO): ATP binding; protein kinase activity; cell-cell adhesion mediator activity
Source: RefSeq, a predicted model, not a curated record
CUCUCCUAUGGAGGUCGUUUUUCUCAGCUUGGUAGUAUCCUUAGCUUCACAGUGCGGCGCGUCACUUCGCUCGAUACGGUAUGUGUAUGUCGCCUAUAGUAUAAUGUUUGUUAGUGACAAAUAUGAUAGAAUCCCAGAGUUUCCUGGAAAAGUGAAUUUGAAUUAGUGAAGUGUUAUUGGAAAGCUGCUUAUUUUCCGUAAGAAAGCCAUGUAUUCCUCCCUCAUUUUGACAUUAAUUUUUUCAUCAACUACAAUUUUAGGAAUUAACGAUGAGCUUUACUUCUCUGUGAGUCCCAAGGAUCACACUGCGACAGAAAAUGCACCGGUUCGACUAAGAUGUGAGGCUGAACCAAGAAAUAGAGUAAAGUAUUCAUGGAAGAUUAACGGUCAAUCAAUGGCACCAAGUCCUCGAAGGCAUCUUGUAGGGGGUGACCUCUACAUAACGAGAGCUAAUCGAAUUUUUGAUAGUGGUGAUUUUGUCUGCAUUGCAACUCACCAAGUCACUGGAUACUCCAUCGAAAGUUCAUCCGCGAAGAUCAUCGUGCAAUGGAUUAGCGAAGCAAGCGUCCAACUUCAAGAGCCUAAAUUUCCAUCUGCUAUUCGAAGUGGUGGCGAAAUCGAACUCCGAUGUCACGUAGAUGGGUCUGGAAAACUUAAAUACACAUGGUUCAAAAAUAUGGAAAAAAUUUCAUUAAGCGAUCGAAUAGAGAUGAAAAAGAACAAGCUUUAUAUUCAUGGAGUAAUUUUCGACGAUAAUGGUGUUUACACGUGCCUUGCCCAAAAUGAAGUUGUUUCAUCUUCUAUGGCGGAAAAUUUUCCACUUGUAAUUCCAUCAAAUGAUACUGCUACAAUUAAGGUCUUACCCAGCAAUUUAAGCAUCAAAUACGGUGAAAGAGCUGAUUUUAACUGCGUAUUUCAAAACGCUAAGACUGUAAAGUGGUUUUUCAAUAAAACCCUUUUACUAGAGUCAGAUGAAGAGAAAACUGUUUAUGAAAAUGGAACGCUAGUCAUCCACAAAGUUGACCAGGCACAUCAAGGAAUUUACUACUGCCAAGGCAUUAGAGGCAAUAAUGUUAACACUUACGCUGCUGAACUUCGAAUUGCUUAUCUAAGGAAUUUUUCUCCUGCAUCUUUCGAACCUUCUUUACCUGAUCAAUUGGCUAUAGUGGGAGAGAAUCAAGAGCUUCAGAUCACUUGUUUGAUACCCUCAGGUGUCCCGGAGCCUAAAAUUUACUGGCGCCAUCCUGAAGGACAUAUUAUAAGUGACUCUGGGCCUGUUAGAGUUCAGGAUAAUACACUGAUUAUUUCAAACGCCACAGUAGACAAAGAUGUGGCUAAUUAUACGUGUGUUGCUGAAAAUUUAGCGGGAGUAACAGAAUUGCCUGUGCGAGUGAUUGUUUCAAGACUACCGUCUAUAGUUCGCUCACCACAGUCUUUUUCUGUAAUGGAAGGAGAUCCUGUUACGCUCUCCUGUUUUUACAAUGGAAUGGAACCGCCAGUAACGCACGUUAGGUGGCUCAAAGAUGGUGAACCGUUAAAGGCAUCAGGUGGUCCAACUAGACAUCGCGUAAGUGAUCAUCUCGGAAAUGUAACAUUACACUUCAGGAAUGUCGGUCUAGAAGAUCAGGGUACAUACAUGUGCGAAGUGUUCACCAAAGGAUUCAAGAGUAUUUUUACAGAAGCUGCGACGCUAACUGUUAAGGAAAAAUUAAAGUUUUCUCCACAGCCUGUUAGCAGACGUUUAGAACGUGGCUCAACUUCCAAAGUUUCUUGUAAGGCGCAAGGUUCUACUAAUCCAAGUAUAAAAUGGAUUACAGAUGAUGGAAAAGACUUUGCUAAACACGUUCAGGAUAUCAACGGUACCCUUCAUUUCAAUGGUGUUUUGGAAAGUGAUAAGGGGCAUUAUACGUGCAUAGCGACCAAUCCGCAAGGUUCCAUUAAUCACACCAUUAUUGUAGAUGUCGUAGUUUCUCCAAAAUUCACGAUACAACCACAAAAUCCAACAGAAGCAAUUGAAGGUUAUCCCCUGAUGUUACAUUGUGCAGCUGAAGGAGAUCCAAAACCAACAAUUCAAUGGGACAAAGAUUCACGUAUGAAUAACCUAAAUGGUUCAAGAUUUGAGUUUCUAUCUAAUGGUAGCCUUUAUAUCAAAGAAAUAGCUCUGACUGAUGAGGGAAAGUACGGUUGUACUGCGGGUAACAGUGGAGGUCUGAGAAGAGAAGAAAUUCAACUUAACGUCAAAGCUAGUGAAAGUUUUCGUUCCAACUUGGACCUGGAAGCAGCAGAUAAUGGAUCCAUGAUGACGAAAACAGUGACUAUCACACUUAGUGUAGCUGCUGCUUACAUGAUACUGGUUGUUGGAUUGAUGCUAUACUGCCGCUAUCGACGUAUGCAAAGAAAGCAGCAGUAUUUACAAGAGUUGGGAGAAGAUAAUUUAGAAAACGGCGAUGUGCAAGAAGGACAAGCAGAGCUGAAGGAGACAGUCUUCAAAGCAAAUUCAGAGAAGAAGAAGGACAAUCGCGAGUCUCAGAAAAGUGAUGGAGCAGAAACUGCACAAAGUCAGGGUAGCAAUCAUUCGAAGAAAUCUAAAAAUAGCUAUGAUAAGAUCGCCAUUUCUCGAUCUGUUAUCAGAGAACUAAAACCUCUCGGUCGUGGUGAAUUCGGUGACGUAUUCUCUACUAAAUAUCAAAUAGAUAGUGAGAAAGAAGUAGUGGUGAUGGUAAAGAGUCUAACCAAUACUAAGGAUGAAAAUGCUUUACAAGAGUUUAAGCGUCAAUUGGAUUUAUUGCAUAGACUGAAUCAUGAGAAUAUAGUAAAAUUAAUUGGCCUUUGCCGAGAAGAAGAACCUGAUUAUAUGAUCAUCGAACAUACGGACUGGGGCGAUUUAAAGCAAUUUUUAACUGCAUCUCGAAAGGAUCAUACCACUGCAAGUCCUGAUCAUGAUUCUAAGCCUCGAGCACCGCAAUUAUCUGUCACACAAAUUAUUUCUUUGGCGAAUCAAGCAGCUAGAGGUCUCAAGCAUCUUGCGGAUCAUCGUUUUGUGCACAAAGAUAUUGCUGCGAGAAAUUGUUUGAUCGCCAGUAAUUUCACGCUUAAAAUUUCAAUGUCCUGUUUAACGAAAGAACCUUACCAUCAAGAAUAUACCAAAUUUCGGAAUAAUGUAAUUCCACUUCGGUGGUUACCUUACGAAGCAGUUUACGAGGAUGAAUAUUCAACAAAAAGUGAUGUGUACUCCUACUCGUGUUUACUUUGGGAAAUUUUCCAUCAGGGGGAGUUACCAUUUAAUAAACUUAAUGAUGACUCAGUAUUAACACAACUUAAAGCGCGAAGCCUAAAAAGGAAACCACACAAAGCUGCGCCAUCUGCAUUACAGGAACUACAAGUUUUAUGUUGGUCCUAUGAUCCACGAGAAAGAUUGGAUAUUUUUCUGUACUGCAAUGAGUUAUCGAUUGUGAAGCUGGCCAUAAAAUACUUAAAAAGAGAACUUACAUGUACGACAAUUUCUGCUGUGACAUCGAUGACAACAGUAUUACCAAAAAUAAAGUCGAGACUAUACGUAAUGAAUUGACAUGGUCGCAAUCUCUAAUUUCUGUUGAUAACGUUGCUGCCAUUAAUAUCGUAAAAAAAUACUAGUUGCGAUGUAAAUAGGCUUUACAUCUGUAAUUUUUUAUUUCAAAAACUGUUUUAUCCGUGCUCCCAACUUGAGCACUCUCAGUAAGCACAAAGUUCGCGACGUCUUUACGAUAUCGUUACGUCAUCUUUACGACAACUUUACGACAUCCUAUGUCCAUUUAGUUAAAGUGUCUUUACGAUAUCGUCAAGACGUCGUAUAAUCUGACGAUCUCUUCACGAUAUCGUGAAGACACCAUAACGAUAUGGACAUAGGAUGUCGUGGAGUUGUCGUAAAUAUGUCGCCAAAUGUUGUGCCCACUGUGCCUUGCAUCACUGUAUUUGCGGUGUAUAAGGCGCUUCAUUUUCAGUAAAGCGCCUUAUGCAUCUCAUGCGAACAAGUGGAAUGUGCCCGUCUGGGGAACACUGUGUUAUAUACGAAAAUUAGAUCAAUUGUUUUAGUACGUAAAAUAUAUUUCACGUCAGGAAAUUUGGCAGAAUUCACAUUAUUUCAUCAAAUUUGAAAGAUUUUAAAGUUCAAAAUAUAUCUUUUUGCCAACCUAUACAUUUCAAUGCAUUUAAAUAUGUCGUUUUGUUUACAUUUUCGUUUAUAAUAACUGAAUAAUGUCUAAUUUUGUCGAUCUUCAGUGAUAAUCGAAUAUUAUAUUUCUAUGUAAUAAUAUAUGCUGCAAUCGUCCUCAUUCUCUUUAUUCUUUAGACUACUAAUUCGAAUUAAAUUUUAAUUUUAAUUCCAAGUGUUAUUCAACUUGAAAGUCCGAAUUAUAAAUGCACAUAUUUCUGUCCAGCUUUGAACGACGUGUCCGAAUGUAUUUAAAAAUAUAAUAAGUAUCUGACGACCUACGGUUACAGAUAGAAAACCACUGAUCAUCACUUACAUUACAAAACAAAAA